GUUUGGAAGAUGGGACAUGUUUUCACUUUAACUUGUAAUUUAUUAUUUAAUUAAUUAAAGUCUACGUUUAAUUAACUAAUUUUAAGCGCAAAGUUCACACAUCCACAUUGAGAAAGCAACGGGAAGAGUAUGUCAAAACGCACAGCCGACGAGGCAACGGGCAGUGGUGGUGGCAGCUGCUUGGUGGCAGCCGCCGCCGCCGGCCAACCACCGAUCAAAAAGGUUCACUUCGAGCCGCAUUUGAUCGGGCCCGUGUCGACGCUGGAGGAGAUGGACAUCAAGGUGCUUGAGUUCCAGAAUAAGAAGCUGGCGCAGCGCAUUGAGCAGCGCAUGCGAACAGAGGCCGAACUGCGGCAUCGGAUCGAGCAGCUGGAGAAACGUCAGACCCAGGACGAUGCGGUGUUGAAUGUUGUGAAUCGGUAUUGGAAUCAGCUUAACGAGGAUAUACGCGUGCUGUUGCAGCGCUUCGACGCUGAGACGGCCGACGAGCUGGAGAACAAAAAUGAGAACGAGGUGACGACUUCGUUUCUCACACAACUCUCCACCUGGGACAAAGAGGAGCUGGACGAGAAGCUGGCGAAUCGUGUGCAGGUCUCGAAGCGGGCUGUGGCAAAAAUUGUGCAGGUUAUUGAUAGGUUAAUGCAGCGUAAUGAGAAGAUAACAAAUGUACUGAAAGGUGAAGGUGGUGUGGGCGGUGCUUCGUCGACGGCGGCCGCGGCUGCUGGUGGCGAGGAGGAGUCGGGUGCGGAUGCGGAUGCUUCAAGUGCUGGCGCACACGCCAUUGAUGAUACACUGAAGCAGACACACAUUGAGAUUAUGACAGAGAAUCGCAAUUUGCAAAAUCUGAACACAUCUCUGCACGAAAAGUUCCAUACCAUGUCCUUGAAAAUGAAGGAAUACCAGGAUGCACUGACGGCAAAGGAGACAGAAAACGCCGAGCUGAAGAAUCAAAUCGACGAACUGCAAUACGAUCUGGAGAAAAUACAUUGUCGCAACGACAAGCUGGAGAAUCAUUUGGCCGAGGCGAUCGAGAAACUAAAGGCCUAUCAUCAGAUCUAUGGCGAUCCCAACAAAAGCACCAGCAGCGCCAAAGUACAGAGUACAGGCGGAAGUGCGACAACCAGCGUGAACAGCCAACUACUGGAGGAACUGCAAAAGGAGCUGGAGGAGUACAGGGAGCUGGCAAACAAUCGCCUGCAAGAGCUGGAUAAGCUACACGCCACGCAUCGGGAGACCCUGAAAGAGGUGGAGAAGCUUAAAAUGGAUAUACGUCAGCUGCCCGAGUCGGUCAUUGUGGAAACCACCGAAUACAAGUGUCUGCAGUCGCAGUUUUCCGUGCUCUACAACGAGUCCAUGCAGAUUAAGACGAUGCUUGACGAGACGCGCAAUCAGCUGCAGACCAGCAAGAAUCAGCACCUGCGCCAGAUCGAGGUGAUGGAGAGCGAGGAGCUGAUCGCACAGAAAAAGGUGCGCAGCGAGAUGAUACAAAUGGAGGAUGUCCUGGCGCUCAUACGCAAGGAGUACGAGGCGUUGCGCAUCGAAUUCGAGCAGAACAUGGCCGCCAACGAGCAGACGGCGCCCAUCAAUCGCGAGAUGCGACACCUCAUCACAUCGCUGCAGAACCACAAUGGUCAGCUGAAGGGGGAGGUGCAGCGCUACAAGCGGAAGUAUAAGGACACCUCUACGGAUAACGUUAAGUUGCGCAAGGAGCUGGACGAAGCACUGGCCAAGCUGGAGGGCAACAAACAACAGCAAGCCGCAGGCGCUGCCGCUGGCGAGGAAGUCAAACAGGAAAAUGCCACCAACGUUAAGGAGGAAAAUGCAAAUAGUGUGGCCUCCAGUGGCGUCUCAAGUAUGACCAGCACGGGCAGUGAUCCCAAUAUUGCCAUCAAGGAGGAAAACUCGGCAUCGGCGGACGACGAGCUGGAUGAUGAAUGCAACGCGAAGGAUACUAAGGAUGGCAUCAAGCAAGAAAAGAUGAAUGCCAGCGAAGUUGCUGCUACGGCAGCUGCAGAGAAAAAGGACUCGCCCGGACCGACGAAUGCAUCCACGUCGGCAGCAAACGCCACCAAUACGGCGACUGUUAAAACCGAAAAGGACUCCAAAGAAGGCGUCAAAACCAAAGACGUCAAGGUGUUGGAAAGCGAAACAGUGCGAGAUCUAAAGGCGCAGCUGAAAAAAGCGCUGAACGAUCAGAAGGAAAUGAAACUGCUGCUGGAUAUGUAUAAGGGAGUAUCGAAGGAUCAGCGCGACAAAGUGCAGCUGAUGGCCACCGAGAAGAAAUUGCGCUCCGAAAUUGAGGAGUUGCGCCAGCAGCUGAAAAAGUUGCAGGAGAGCAAACGGGAGGAGCGCAAAAAGCUGGCCGACGAGGAGGCGUUGCGAAAAAUCAAGCAGCUGCAGGAGCAAACGUACGAGCUGCAGAAGCAGGUGGCCAACCACAAGCCGCCGGAGAAUGCGUGGGGCGCUGCUGCCGGCAUUGGCAAUUAUACGCGACCCUUUGUUGGCUCCCAUGAGGAAGAGGCGCUGCUCAACGAGAUGGAGGUGACGGGACAGGCUUUCGAGGACAUGCAGGAGCAAAACUCCCGUCUCAUACAGCAGCUGCGCGAGAAGGACGAUGCCAAUUUCAAGCUGAUGUCUGAACGCAUCAAAGCGAACCAGCUGCACAAGUUGCUGCGCGAGGAGAAAACCGUGCUGGAGGAUCAAAUAACCACGGCCACAACACAAAUUGAGGCGAUGCAUGUGGUGCUGCGCAAGCUGGAGGAGAAGGAGCGCAGUCUGCAGGCCACAGUGGCGUCCAUUGAGAAGGAGCUGAUGUUGCGGCAACAAGCGAUGGAGAUGCACAAACGCAAGGCCAUCGAAUCGGCACAGUCGGCCGCCGAUCUGAAGCUGCAUUUGGAAAAGUAUCAUGCGCAGAUGAAGGAAGCGCAACAGGUGGUGGCCGAGAAGACCAGCUCACUGGAGGCGGAGGCCUACAAGACGAAGCGACUGCAGGAGGAGCUCGCCCAGUUCAAGCGCAAGGCCGAGCGUAUGAAGAAGAUGGAAAUGUCCGGCACAACCAUCGACGAGGUGAUGAUUGAGGAGAUACGCGAGUACAAGGAGACGCUAACAUGUCCCUCCUGUAAGGUGAAGCGCAAGGAUGCUGUGCUCUCCAAAUGCUUUCACGUCUUCUGCUAUGACUGUUUGCGGACGCGGUACGAGACGCGGCAACGCAAAUGCCCCAAAUGUAAUUGCGCCUUCGGGGCCAAUGAUUAUCACAGAUUAUAUCUGCAGUAAACACAUUCGAAGUCGAAGCAGCAUCGACAGCAACAUCCAGAGCAACAAAAAGCAGCUGCUAACCAGCCAACUAUGUAAUUCUGUUCUACAACUAAUCAUUUUUUUAUUUUAACAUUCGUUUUAAGUGGCCUCCGCCUGGCAAUAUCGUGAACCGAUUUUAUAUAUCGCCAAGCAUCUCAAUACGAGUUUCGGGAAUAAUUGUGUUUCCCGUCUUUUAUGUAGCUUCUAGAUUAUGUAAAUCAAACUAUUGUACGAAUAGAAGUUUUAAAUGAUUAUGAAAACUACCUUUUACAAUUAUGAACACACGCGGCUAUACAUAUUUAAAUAAAUAAAUGGCUAAAAUAACAAA
This is a messenger RNA of Scaptodrosophila lebanonensis, 3622 nucleotides long. RefSeq names its product E3 ubiquitin-protein ligase Bre1 (gene Bre1). The record is from RefSeq and is a predicted model, not a curated record. Lineage: Eukaryota; Metazoa; Arthropoda; Insecta; Diptera; Drosophilidae. The transcript has 4 exons. Gene Ontology annotation, molecular function: metal ion binding; ubiquitin protein ligase activity. Bases 130 to 3273 code for a protein of 1047 amino acids. Gene Ontology annotation, cellular component: nucleus; HULC complex.